CACAGACUCUGACAUGACUGAACGACACACACUCCAUGUGUCCGUGGGCAUCCUUGGCAUCGCUGGAGGUUCUCUCCUGCUCUUGGUGAACGACUAUGCCACCUCACCCGGAGAAGACUUCAUCCCCUAUACUGCACUGGGGAUUCUGCUCCUCAUCAUCGCGGCCCUCUUAGCUUAUACAGGUAUCUACCGCAGUCUGUCCCACGCCCAGCUCUUUUCGUCUCUGUGUCUCACUGUCUCUGCCCUGUGGUGUGGCUCAGGUCUGGUGUACAUCCUGGUGGGGCAGGGAGUGCUGCAGCCCGCAGAACUCAGGUCCUCUCUGGUUCCUGGUCUGGCGGCGUUCACCUUAGCUCUGCUCAUCAUCGGCAGCGUUGCCCUCUUAUUAAAGAAAGCAGUUCUGUCUUUUCUAGCCAUCGGUAUCAGUUUCGCAUGUGCCCAUCAAAUCGCCGGCCUGUCUGCGGCAGGUUUUGGUCAGUCUGCCACAGCAGCAAACUACCUCCUUGUCUGUCUGGUUGGUGUUUACUUUGGUUUUGGGCGACUGCUGUCCACUGUCACUCAAGGUAAAGUGGAACCUCCAGGAAUAAACCUGAAGGGAAAAGCUGAGCUGAAAACGGAGCAGAACCAGAAGUGUAGCGAUGCAGUGUCAGUGGGUUUGGUGAUGAACUUGUUGUCUGCCUGUGUGUUAGCCUGUCCUCUGUUAGGUGUGGUCCCCCGGCUCUUCGUCGGUCAUGUCCCCUGGCUGUGGACGGCCGGAGUCUUCCAGCUUGGUAUGUGUGUCCUCUUUUACCGAGCCAUGGACACACUAGCUGCCACUUUUUAUGGCUUCACUGCCCUGCUGAAAUUUGCAGAGGGCUACACUGCUCUCUUAUCGUUCUAUUCAAUCCAGCCGUUCUCCCCUGUUCCCUUCCCUGUCGUCUUCUCUGUGCUUUUCUCCGUCUUGGCUCUCUUCAGUUGUCAGAAGAGUUUGCUGGAGGGGCUCUACCAGUUAUUCUUUGCAGCUUAUUGCAUUGCAAUCGCAGCCCAGCCUAAAGGCUUCAACCAAGCAGGCACUCAGGGUGUACAGGCCGCUAUAUUUGUAGUCUCUGCCAUCAUGCUUUUAGUUACCACAUUCAACAUGGUCUCAAGGACCAUGAUCCCCACAGGACAAGGUUAUUUCAAAGCUUUAGUAAACAGGAUGCCGGGUCUGACUCUCAGAGCACAAGAUAAAGAGCUACAUACUCCUCACCUGGGCUACUCCAAAUAUGCAGAUGCAGAGGUGUUAGGCCACGCCUGCAACGUGUUGGCUACUUUCGCUGUCACAGCCACAGUAGGUGACAGAGAUCCUCUGUCUGUGCUGGUCCUGCCCUGGGUGGUGGUGGCGGGCGGGGCAGUGCAGCUGCUCUGUGGCUCAGUAGCUUUUGCUCGGGGUAAAACCUUCGAGAGCACGGUUUUUAUUCUCUACGGGAUGAUGUGGAGCGUGUGGGGGCUGACACGAUAUGGCGGCCUGUACGGUGACACCAGAGGCUUUAAUGUGGCUGUCGGGAUCGUUAGCUUCAUGCUAUUUAACUGCCUAGUGACAGCUGCGGCGCUGUUUCUGAAUGUCGCCUGGUUUGCCUACGCCUUCACCUUCCAGCUCAUCCUCAUUAGCUUCCUGCUGGAUGCAGUGGGCGCUCUGCCUUAUGGUUAUGACAUCGGAGUCACCAUCAUCUUUGGUCUCGUCAGUUUUUAUUGCUUCCUGAGCCACAUUUUCAACAGCACCUUCCAGUCCCCUCAGAUCCCUUUAGGGAACCCUUUAAUCAAGCUGAGUGGCAUCGGAGGGGGGGAACAUGUCUGUCCACAUGUAUCAGCCCGCAAGGCCUCAUCUGUCCAGCAGAUUGCAGAAAUCAUGAAAAAUGGGGGCAUAUGUGGAAUGCCCACUGACACCGUCUAUGUGCUGGUAGCGGCUUGCAACAGGCCUGAUGCAGUUGUAAAAGCGUACAAGGUAAAGAAGCAGGCAGAGGACCGACCCAUGUCCCUGUGGAUCUCCUCCAUCAAGCAGCUGGAGCCGGUGCGACACCUGCUGAGCCCCCUGCUGCUGGACUUCAUGGAGGCGGCGUGGCCCUCCUCCAUUAGCAUGGUUAUACCCAGAGGUCCGUGGAUGGACACUUUUGGUUUGGGGGAUGCGGCCAAACACAUCGGGACUCCACAGAGCAUUGCCAUCAGAUACCCAGACUGUUCUGUGGCCACCCACCUCAUUCACCUGGUGGGGCCCAUUGCAGUUACCUCAGCCAACCCUACAGGGGAGGCAGACACGACUCACCACAACCAAGUUUAUGCCAAACUGGGAGACAAGGUGGAUGGUGUUCUAUGUGACGGCCCCUCCCCAGAGAACAUUGCAUCUACUGUGGUUGACUGCACUAAGAUUGAAACAGGACACAUUGGUUUCUUCAGAGUGGGUCUCAUUCCUAAGUCCAAGGUUCUUCAGAUCUUUGAGGAGGUUCAGAGGAGACACAAACAGGGGCAGACAAAUCCAGCUUUUGAGUACGAUCUGCAUCCACCAGACACUCACCGUGAACUGGGUUCAGGAGAAUACGACACAAUAGAAUCAGGAAUGGGAUCUGAUGACUCAACACCACCUACGACUUCACCUCAACAAAGCCCAGAAAUGAGAAAUCGCUUUUAGGAUGAAGACAUACUAUCAAUGCACUAUUCAAAAAUGUCAGUUAAUUAUUUUUUGGAUUAAUUGAUACAUUUAAAGAUUGUGAAGAAAAGGUGUCUGCUAUUUUAAAAUCUUUCAUACAGGA
This is a messenger RNA of Hippoglossus stenolepis (Pacific halibut), 2762 nucleotides long. RefSeq lists its product as uncharacterized. The record is from RefSeq and is a predicted model, not a curated record. Gene Ontology annotation, cellular component: membrane; cytoplasm. Gene Ontology annotation, molecular function: nucleotidyltransferase activity; double-stranded RNA binding; tRNA binding. Gene Ontology annotation, biological process: regulation of translational fidelity. The transcript is spliced from 9 exons. NCBI's taxonomy places the organism in Eukaryota, Metazoa, Chordata, Actinopteri, Pleuronectiformes, Pleuronectidae. Bases 14 to 2641 code for a protein of 875 amino acids.